AGAGCGCAGUUGUGGGCUGCGGUGCUGCGGAGCGAGGAUACCACAGUUGCGGCUGAAGGAGCCUUUUUCUCCGAUCAAUAACAAGAGUUUGCGUGUGUUCUCCGCGGCGUCCUUUAUUUCUUAUCACAAUUUGGAAAUAGAAACAUCUUUCAAGGAUCGUCCUAGCACCAUCAUGGCAGAACUGAGACAAGAUUUAGCACAUCUAAACAAGAAUAUCCCAAAAACAAGCAAACAUAGUGUGCCAGUGCAGUAAGAUUUCAACAAGCGCUAAUUUACAUGGAACCCACAGUGCUCCCCUUAACUCGGCUAAUAGUGCUGCGCCCUGAGUCCAUGGAUCUCGAUUUUCUCCCACCCCGGUGUGAGAGACUACUCCCAGCUGACCCUUGACCUGACAAGGAAUGAGCUGAUUGUGGGUGCCAGAAACUACCUCUUUAGACUGGACCUCAGUAACAUGUCCCUGAUACAGGUGACGGAAUGGGCACCGGACGAGGAAACCAGGAGGUCCUGUCAGAGCAAAGGAAAAACAGAGGUGGAAUGUCAGAACUACAUCAGAGUCCUACUGGUCAAUAAGACUGAGGUCAUGACCUGUGGUACCAACGCUUUCCAGCCCCUCUGUAUCACCAGAGAGGUGGGUAAUAUGAGCAAUGUGGUGGACCGAGUGAAUGGCGUGGCGCGCUGCCCGUACGAUCCGCGCCACAACUCCACAGCAGUGGUGACAGAGAGCGGCGAGCUGUAUGCUGCCACCGUCAUCGAUUUCUCCGGCCGUGACCCUGUCAUCUACCGCAGCCUGGGUGGCAUGCCCCCGCUCCGUACCGCCCAGUACAACUCCAAAUGGCUCAAUGAGCCUCACUUCAUCUCGGCCUAUGACAUUGGCUUGUUCACAUUCUUCUUCCUGAGGGAAAAUGCCGUGGAGCACGACUGCGGCAAGACGGUCUAUUCCCGUGUGGCACGUGUCUGCAAGAACGACAUCGGCGGGCGUUUCCUGCUGGAGGACACCUGGACCACCUUCAUGAAGGCUCGGCUCAACUGCUCGCGCUCGGGGGAGAUCCCCUUCUACUACAAUGAGCUACAGAGCACCUUCUACCUGCCGGAGCAAGACCUCAUCUACGGCAUAUUCACCACCAACGUGAACAGCAUAGCGGCCUCGGCAGUGUGCGCUUUCAACUUGAGCGCCAUCACCCGGGCCUUCAACGGGCCCUUCCGCUCCCAGGAGAACCCUCGCUCCACCUGGCUUCCCACACCCAACCCCAUCCACAACUUCCAGUGUGGUACUAUAGAAGACGAGGGGCCGAAUGAGGGUCUGACGGAGCGCAGCCUGCAGGAUGCUCAGCGGCUCUACCUGAUGAAUGACGUGGUGCAGCCGGUGUCUGUGGACCCGCUGGUCAUGCAGGACGAUGUACGCUUCUCCAACCUGGUGGUGGACAUCGUUCAGGGCAUGGACACCCUCUACCACGUCAUGUACAUCGGCACAGAAUAUGGCACCAUCCUAAAGGCGCUGGCCACAACCAACAAGAGCCUGCAGGGUUGUUACCUAGAGGAGAUGGAACUUCUUCCAUCAGGGAAGCGGGAACCAAUCCUAAGCCUGCAGAUCCUGCACAGCGAUAGGUCACUUUUCGUGGGACUAAACAACCAAGUUUUGAAGAUCCCUCUGGAGAGGUGUUCCACAUACAAAACUCAGGCGAUGUGUCUGGAGGCCAGGGAUCCCUACUGCGGCUGGGACUGGAAGCAGCACCGCUGCACCACGUUGGAGGACAGCUCCAACAUGAGCCAGUGGAGCCAGAACAUCACCGUGUGUCCGCUGCGCAACCAGACGACCAACGGUGGCUUUGGGCCCUGGGCACCGUGGCAGCCCUGCAACAACGACGACAGCGCUGAUGGCGUCAGCUCGUGUCUGUGUCGCUCCAGGGCCUGCGACAGCCCUGCUCCCCGCUGUGGAGGGAAAACCUGCGAGGGCCCCACCAUCGAAGUCUCCAACUGCUCCAGAAAUGGAGGCUGGACCCCCUGGUCUUCAUGGGGACAAUGCAGCACCACGUGUGGUACGGGCUUCGAGCUGCGGCAGCGUUCUUGCAACAACCCCUCGCCCAGACAUGGCGGCCGUGUGUGUGUGGGGCCGAGCCGAGACGAGAGGUUCUGCAACGAGGGCGUGUCCUGUCCCCAGCCCAUCUUCUGGUCUCCUUGGGGCUCGUGGACAAAGUGCAGCACAGAAUGCGGUGGGGGGGUCCACUCCAGGGUACGCACCUGUGAAAACGGCAACAGCUGCCCGGGAUGUGCAUUGGAGUACAAGGCCUGUAACCUGGAGGCGUGUCCAGAGGUGAAGAGGAACACCCCCUGGACCCCCUGGAUGCCCGUCAAUGUGACGCAGGGUGGCGCCCGCCAAGAACAGAGGAUUCGGUACAUGUGCCGCGCCCACCUGGCCGACCCACACGAGCUGCAAAUCGGACGGAGGAAGGUGGAGACUCGCUUCUGCCCGAAUGAUGGCACGGCACUGUGUGAAACCGACACCCUGGUUGAGGACCUGCUGAAAAUGCCUAUGGUGAGGGUGGCAGGUGUCGGCUGGUCGUCAUGGGAAACCUGGUCUACCUGCUCUCAGAGCUGUGCCAAGGGCUACCGCACCCGCCGACGAACAUGCGCCAGCCCCGAGGGAAAGAGCGCCCCCACCGCCUGCCGUGGUUCACCCGUGGAGUACCAGGACUGCAACGUGCAGGCCUGUCCCGUGAACGGCGUCUGGUCCUGCUGGUCGUCCUGGUCCCAGUGUUCGGUGGGUUGUGGCGGCGGGCACUACCAACGGACCCGUUCCUGCAACAACCCGGCCCCCAUCAACGGAGGGGACAUCUGCAUAGGACUGCACACGGAAGAGGCCCUGUGUAACACACACACCUGCGACGACGGACAUCCGCCAAGAGGAGAGCAGAUGCUGGAAAACGACUAUCCUGUCAGGGAAUGCCAGACUGAUGAAGGCGGCUGGAUGGCCUGGUCACUGUGGUCAGCUUGUGAUGACUCCGGCUUGCAGAUGCGGAGCCGGGUGUGCGGGUCGCAGGGCGCCGGCCCAUGCAUGGGAAACAGCACUCAGCGCAGAGAUUGCAAUGAGAUACCUGUCAUUCUCCCUGCAUCUGGCUUUGAUAAGGACCAGCACUGUGGUGCAUUCACCUCAAUUCACCUGAUCGCCACGGGUGUGUCUUGCUUCCUGGGGGCCGGGCUGUUGUCCUUCCUGGUCUACGUGUAUUGUCAGCGUUUCCACAAGCCCUCGCAGGAGUCGGCUGUCAUUCACCCCACCACUCCCAACCACCUCAACUACAAGGGCAACACCACACCAAAGAAUGAGAAGUACACCCCCAUGGAGUUCAAGACACUGAACAAGAACAACCUGCUACCAGAUGAGCGGUCGAACUUCUACCCAUCUCCGCUCCAGCAGACGAACGUCUACACCACCACCUACUACCCACCAGCGCUGGGCAAAUACGACUACCAGCCUAACGCUUCCCCGUCCCCCUGCCGGACCUAUAACCACAGCAACAACAGCUGAGACGCUCCUCCAUCUGCACUCCCACCCCCCACCCCCCUGCUACUGCCCCUGCCCAACCCUACCCCGAUUCCCAAAACAGAUUCGCCCAUCGCCAUGGCAAUAUAACCGACGGAAUCUGAACAAGAGGUGUUUUCUCCGCUCGCCAUCGGCUCUGUCUGUGCUCCCAUAGUCUCUCAUGCAUGGUAGGGCUUUGUGUAUUCAAGGGCACCUUCGGGAACAUUCCACCGGCCCCUAGCGGGUUUCGGAUGACAACGUCCGUGGGCCCACAGACCCAAAAUGUGGAAGCAGGGUCUUACACAACUGUCAAAGGGUCUGUGUUUUUAUAAGGGUUUGACUGGAUUUAGCAAUGUCAGCACAGCGCUACAAGUUAUGAUCCGAUGGAAAACUCCGGUAUGAAGUGCAUCCGGUGUCGGAGAGAAUUUAAACCACCAGAUCACUUCAGCAUAGAUGCCGAUUCUAGUAUUUAGUGAUCCAAGUGAAGUACUCGAACAAGAACACGUUUAAAACGUCACGCUUUCUCAUAUAUUUUUUUUAUGACUCCAUGUUAUCAGCCUGUAAUGGAUAAACUUGGAGGCCCUCACCAUCAUAAGUAGUUAGCGAGAACAAACAGCGCAAUACCGUUAUGUCUCUGCUUCAGCGUGGCAUGUGAAAAAACAACAACAACACAAGAGAAAGCCAAAUGAAGUCGAAACUUGGUUAAAUUAGAUAUCGAUGUCAGUCAUAUUGGGAGGGGGAGCGUGCUCUCCUCCAGUCUCAGCUUCUCACAUCACAGAGAGAAUAAAGAACUUCUUCAUGGACUGUGUGACAGAACACUCAUCAUCACUCCGUACAGGAAAAUCACACACAGCUGGAACGACCUGUUCUCUAAAACUAAUGGACAAAGUCCUCACACUUCAUUGCUUUUUGCAGACGAGAGCUUCACGUUCUUGUGAAGUAUCUGGACCAGAAUGUGGACAAAGCAGAGCAGGGGACUGUGGGAGAUACCGUUGUAAUAGGGGCAGCGUACUGUACAUAAAGCUUUGGGAAUGCCUCGGGUGCCUGUAUGCAAAAGAGAGGGGGAGGGGGUCAGCUUAUCGUUGUGUUUCUUCUGACGUUUAUUCUUUUUCUACACAAUGGCAAGGACUUCUGGAGAUGGAAACUUUUUUGAUUCUCCAAUGGAUGCAUUGAUCCUGCUGAGUGCUAACCAGCUCGAUGGUCAUAUCAGAUUUGGCCAGUAUGCUGAACAACUGGAUUGUUUUGUUUUUUGUUCCUUUUUUUUUUUUUAAUUGAGACUUGAGGUAGAAAAAGCUAGAGGAGUGGCAUUUCUUUUUAUGUGUGUGUGUUUUUUUUUUUUACAAGGAGGGGCUUAUCGUUUCACGCUCUUUUAUGAGCCGUAGCAUAGGUGGUAAUAUUUUGUUAAAACCAAUAAGAAAUAGAUGAUUAAUUCUCGUUCUUUCAUUUCACUGAAUAGACACAUUCCAUUUGCCUUUAUUUUCAGCAGAUUGGUUGCCAUUGUAUCUUUACUACACAGAGAUGUUGACACACCGGAGGAGAGACGCAAGGAGACAAAAAUUCAAUGCCGAUAUGGUUUUUAAAAAGUGUGACUGUAACAAAAUAUCAACUGAGGUCCCACUCGUAACAAUAUUAACUAACUUAAGCUCAGAAGCAUGCUCGUUUGAGGUCAGGAAAGGGUGUGUGUGUGUGUGUGUGUGUGUGUGU
Molecule: messenger RNA, 5221 nt
Organism: Lampris incognitus (smalleye Pacific opah)
Lineage: Eukaryota; Metazoa; Chordata; Actinopteri; Lampriformes; Lampridae
Gene: sema5ba
Product: sema domain, seven thrombospondin repeats (type 1 and type 1-like), transmembrane domain (TM) and short cytoplasmic domain, (semaphorin) 5Ba
Exons: 24
Coding region: 452-3523 (1023 amino acids)
Biological process (GO): axon guidance; semaphorin-plexin signaling pathway; negative regulation of axon extension involved in axon guidance
Molecular function (GO): semaphorin receptor binding; chemorepellent activity
Source: RefSeq, a predicted model, not a curated record